Insectozyma verbasci is the source of this 890-nucleotide messenger RNA. NCBI's taxonomy places the organism in Eukaryota, Fungi, Ascomycota, Pichiomycetes, Serinales, Debaryomycetaceae. The record is from the annotation of a GenBank genome assembly.
AUGAAUGAUAUAACAGAUUUUGAUAUAACAAAGACAUAUUUGGCAUUCUUAAAAGAUGAUAAAGAUAUGACAAUGCCUAUAGCUGCAAUUGAAUCAUUGGUAUCAAUGUUGAGAAUUAAACAACCUUCAACUUCAAGUGAAUUAAUCAAUUUAGUUUCUAAAAAUAUUGAAUUAUUAAAAUCAUCAAUUCCAAAUAAUAUUUCUUUAAGUGCUGGUUGUGAUUUAUUUAUGAGAUUUGUAUUAAGAAAUACGAAUAUUUAUAAAGAUUGGGAAUCAUUUUCAACAAAUUUGGUUGAAAAUGGUGAAUUAUUUGUUCAAAGAGCUAAACGAUCAAGAGAAAAACUGGCAGAAUUUGGUAUAUCAUUUAUAAAAGAUGAUGAUGUGAUAUUAGUUCAUUCUUAUUCCAGAGUUGUUCAUAGUUUAUUAUUAAAAGCUAAAUCAAAACUAAUUAGAUUCAAAGUUUUAAUUACUGAAUCAAGGCCAACUGGUAAUGGAUUUUAUAUGGCUAAUAAAUUAAAAGAAGCAGAUAUACCUUGUGAAGUUAUAGUUGAUAAUGCUGUUGGUUAUGUAUUACACAAAGUAGAUAAAGUAUUAGUUGGAGCUGAAGGUGUGGCCGAAGGUGGUAUAAUAAAUCAUAUUGGUACUUAUCAAAUUGGUUGUUUAUCAAAAAUUAAUAACAAACCAUUUUAUGUUGUAACUGAAUCUCACAAAUUUGUUAGAUUAUUUCCAUUAAGUCCAAAUGAUCUACCUAUGAAUAAUAAUAUAAAUUUAUUACAAGAACAAAAUAAUGAACAUAAUUUAAAGGAAACUUAUUUUGUUGAUUUUACUCCACAUGAGUAUAUUACUGCUUUAAUAACUGAUUUAGGUGUAUUGACUCCUUCUGCAGUUAG